Panicum virgatum (switchgrass) is the source of this 1295-nucleotide messenger RNA. Its product is annotated as putative 4-coumarate--CoA ligase-like 8. The record is from RefSeq and is a predicted model, not a curated record. Bases 1 to 1056 code for a protein of 351 amino acids. Gene Ontology annotation, molecular function: CoA-ligase activity. Gene Ontology annotation, cellular component: peroxisome. The transcript is spliced from 3 exons. Lineage: Eukaryota; Viridiplantae; Streptophyta; Magnoliopsida; Poales; Poaceae.
AUGGACACGGAGGCGCACCUCACCGCCGGCUACUGUGCCGCCACCGGCACCUACAGCAGCCGCCACCCUCCACUCGCCACGGCCGACGCCGCCUCGUUCCCCGACUACCGCUUCCCGCGCCUGCUGACGUUUCCUCCUGACCGCCCGGCCUUCGUCGACGCGUCCACCGGCUCCACCCUCUCCUUCCCGGACCUGCGCACGCUCUCCCUCAAGGCAGCCGCCGCACUCUCCGCGCUGGGCCUCCGCCGCGGCCACGUCGCCCUCCUCCUCGUGCCCAGCUCGCUCCACUUCCAGGAUAAAGCCUCCAUGGAGGGGCCGGACAUCGCCAACAAUCCCAACAACAACCAGCAGAGCUUCCAGGAUAAAGCCUCCAUGGAGGGGGUGGCACCACAGGCGCAGUCAGCAUCCGACCAACAUGAUCAAAACGACGGGGAGCAUCACCAUGUGCCGAUGUGCGACCUCUCGCCGUCGCUGCACGGCAACGGCGACGGCGGCGUCGAGUCCUCCAACGAGCCGCCGACGUCGAUCUCCAUCGGGCGCCUUGUUCCGAGCACGGAGGCGAGGGUCGUGGACGUGGAGUCCGGCGAGUCCCUCCCGCCGAACCGCGUCGGCGAGCUGUGGAUCCGGGGGCCAAGCGUGAUGCAGGGCUACCUGCGCCGCGAGGAGGCCACGGCCGCGGCUCUGGUCACGGACGACGGCGGCCGCCGGUGGCUGCGCACCGGCGACCUCUGCUACGUCGACUCCCACGGCCUUGUCCACGUGGUGGACCGGAUCAAGGAGCUUAUCAAGUACAAGGCCUACCAGGUCGCGCCGGCCGAGCUUGAGGACGUCCUCGCCGCCCACCCAGAUAUCCGCGACGCCGCUGUUGCGCCGUAUCCCGACGAGGAGGCCGGCGAGAUCCCGAUGGCUUGCGUGGUGAGGAAACCAGGGAGCAACCAGCCGCAGGCGCAGGACGCCAUCUCCUUCGUUCAGAGCAAAGUGGCGCCGUACAAGAAGGUGAGAAAGAGUGGUGUUCGUCGACUGCAUCCCCCGGUCACCUUCCGGCAAGAUCCUUAGGGCACAGCUCAAGUCGUUCCUGUGUACAACGACAUGCCAAAUGCAUGGAGGAGCAGAGCUGCAAGCUGGGCCAACAGCAGCCCCAAACUGAUGGAGGUUUACUAAGGGCCUUCAUAAUAACUUUCCAAGGAUGAUGAUGAAUAAAGGUGACUUGCAUUCGUGGUGUACGAAGAUCUGUCUACCACUUGAAAUUUAACUUACGAUAUAACAUGUAUACGUACACAAUUUGUCUUUCUCCA